AGGCCCAAAAUAAAAUCGCAGAAUAUAUAAAACCCUCCACCUACCUCCGUCAUCUUCUUCCUGGCGCCAUUUCUAGGGUUUAUCACGUUAGCUAAUUCCGUUUUCCUUAGUUCAGCAAAAUCUACCGGAGGUUAAAGAGACGGCGCCAUUGCUGUCCGCCUUGACAAAGAAGUUCUCACAACUUUGCUUGGCCCUCGAUUUUGUUUAAGAAAUCGAGACAGAAACCCUAAUUUCCCAGAUUUUUGUUCAAAAAAAGUUUGAAACCUUAAUUCAUCGACAAUGGCAGUGAAACCAACCAAAGCUGAGAAGAAGAUCGCAUACGACCAGAAGCUAUGUCAACUCUUGGACGAGUACAGCCAAGUGCUGAUUGCAUCCGCCGACAAUGUGGGUUCGAAUCAACUCCAGGGCAUCAGGAGUGGUCUAAGAGGCGACUCUGUUGUUUUGAUGGGGAAGAAUACUAUGAUGAAGAGGUCUAUCCGUCUUCAUGCUGAGAAAACUGGAAACGACAACUUGCGCAAGCUUGAGCAGUUGUUGGUGGGAAAUGUGGGGCUGAUCUUUACUAAGGGUGAUUUGAAGGAAGUCAGGGAGGAGAUUGCCAAGUACAAGGUUGGAGCUCCCGCUCGUGUUGGUUUGGUUGCACCAAUCGAUGUUGUUGUCCCACCUGGCAACACGGGUCUUGACCCAUCCCAGACAUCUUUCUUCCAGGUUCUUAAUAUCCCCACCAAGAUUAACAAGGGUACUGUCGAAAUUAUCACUGCUGUGGAGCUUAUCAAGAAGGGAGAGAAGGUGGGUUCUUCUGAGGCAGCUCUACUUGCAAAGCUUGGAAUCAGGCCGUUCUCGUACGGUUUGAACAUCCAGUCAGUUUAUGAUGACGGGUCAGUCUUCAGCCCGGAAGUACUUGACCUGACAGAGGAUGACCUUCUUUUGAGGUUUGCUACUGGUGUAUCAAUGGUCACUUCUCUUUCCCUUGCCAUCUCGUACCCAACCCUUGCUGCUGCUCCCCACAUGUUCAUCAAUGGGUACAAGAAUGUUCUUGCCAUUGCCAUUGCAUGUGAUUAUGACUUCCCCCAAGCAGAGAAAGUUAAAGAGUACCUCAAGGAUCCUAGCAAGUUUGCUCUUGCUGCUGCGCCCGCUGCAGGUGGAGCUGCACCCGCUGGUGGUGGUGGUGGUGCUGCUGCUGCGGAAGAAAAGAAGGAAGAGUCUGAGGAGGAAUCAGAUGGGGAUGUCGGUUUCAGUCUCUUUGAUGAUGAAUAGGUUACUUUUAUGUUUCAAAUCUGCUUGUUGGAGUUUUGUCUCUAAAGAUUGUUAUGUUUAUUUUUUACAGCAACAAUUGUUUUAACUGAAUUAUGUUAUUUUUUUUGAGGGAAAGACCGAGCGGCCAAAAUUAUAUUAAAUCAAGUUCCACCAAAGUUUGAAUACUUUGGAGAAAGGAGUUCAUACA
Spinacia oleracea (spinach) is the source of this 1441-nucleotide messenger RNA. RefSeq names its product 60S acidic ribosomal protein P0. Lineage: Eukaryota; Viridiplantae; Streptophyta; Magnoliopsida; Caryophyllales; Amaranthaceae. The transcript has 5 exons. The record is from RefSeq and is a predicted model, not a curated record. Gene Ontology annotation, cellular component: cytosolic large ribosomal subunit. Bases 280 to 1254 code for a protein of 324 amino acids. Gene Ontology annotation, biological process: ribosome biogenesis; ribosomal large subunit assembly; cytoplasmic translation. Gene Ontology annotation, molecular function: structural constituent of ribosome; large ribosomal subunit rRNA binding.